Schistosoma haematobium is the source of this 2265-nucleotide messenger RNA. RefSeq names its product Lysyl oxidase 2B. The coding region runs from base 1100 to 1684 and encodes 194 amino acids. Gene Ontology annotation, molecular function: copper ion binding; protein-lysine 6-oxidase activity. The transcript has 3 exons. Gene Ontology annotation, biological process: peptidyl-lysine oxidation. Lineage: Eukaryota; Metazoa; Platyhelminthes; Trematoda; Strigeidida; Schistosomatidae. Gene Ontology annotation, cellular component: membrane. The record is from RefSeq and is a predicted model, not a curated record.
ACAGUUGACAUUUUUAUGCUCCCAAGUGUUUAUGAUAAUUGUUUCGAUCUAUCAUGUGAAGGAUGUUUGACAGAGACAGCUAAUGAGACAACACCUUAAGUUAUACGUUAAUUAAGUGAAUUCCCUAAAUAGAAGCUAAUACUAUUUAUGCAGAAUAUCAAAUAGAACUUAAAUUAUACAAGUUUAGAUAUCUUUCUUAAUACAAAUUUUCCACAUUCCAUAAGAUGUAUAGAGUUUAUGUAAAACUAUCGAGCACAACGGCUAAGCAAGUCAUACACUUCGUAAUGGAAUGAAUUUUUGCGUAGUCAUGAAGUGUUUUUAAUAUUUCGUGAAUAAUAUUUCAUUCACAAGCCCAUUCUAAAUCUAGAAGAAAAGCAAUUUAUACGUCUAAUAAAGUUUAUUUAUAACCCCUCGAUGAAAUUGCCAUGCAGUUGAACAAAAUAGACUAAAAUAAUGACUUUUACAAGAUUACCAGAAUACUAUUAUUUCUUUCAGUCAGUAAUGAUAAACAUUAUCAUUAUUUUGAAUCUCAGUUUAUGUUCAUAUUUUUUGUAAACCUACACACGAUCCAAGUAUCCCGAAAUUGAGUGAGUCCUAAGAAUCAACUAGAAGGUAUAAUACAAGCAAUGUGUAUUGAUUUUCGGACAAGAAUGAUAAUUAUUGGUUAUUUCCUUCGUCAAACUAGUAGGUAGUUUGACAGGUACUAGAUAAGUUAUCUAUUCUCUUACACUUAUUAUUGUGAUUGUUAUCGGUUUUUGGUGUGUAAAUAUACUUACGUUCUAGUCAGGCUAGACACGUGUUCUUGAUCUGAGUUGUGUUGACAUCCUGUAGAAUAGACACUGGGAGGUAUCUAGUGUAGAUAUUUGUCUACGGCUAAUUAGCGUCCCAUUUGUGUAGACGAGGAAAACCGAGAGUUAUAACAUAUAUGAAUUAAAAACUAAACUCCUUGUUUUACUACAUAACUGUGAUCCUAUAUGGCACAUGCCUUUUGUGUGUGUGCAAGCAGAUGAGUAUGAAAGAAUCUUAUUUAAUGCGAAUGAGUCAUUUGAGUUGCAUGUAUUUAUAGUAUGAUCGUGAACAAGUUGUUUGUGGUUGCUUCAUGUUGCUGAGUAACAUUUUCAACUAUAACCAUAAAUCAAUGUUUUUAUUUGUAAAUAUAGUUUUAGCUGAUUUGGAACCAGAUGUUAAAGCAUUGGAAUCUUCAGCUUACAGUAGUAUGAUUCCUUUAUUUCAAGCACAAUGUGCUUUAGAAGAAAACUGCUUUCCUCCGAGUGUUUAUAAUUUGAUUAACAGAAAUCGACAUUUAGCGUUGAUGCAUAUGCGUCGUUUAUUGCGUUUUUCUUCAAUUAUACACAAUGUUGGAACUGAUGUCUUUCGUCCACAUGAACCGCCUGAACGAUGGGUAUGGCAUGCAUGCCAUAUGCAUUAUCACAGUAUGAAAGUAUUCUCUUAUUAUAAAGUUAUCAAUGCAAAGCAACAGAUUAUGGCUGUUGGUCAUAAAGCUAGUUUUUGUCUAGAAGAUAAUGCUUGUAAAAAUGGAUAUAAAAAACAUUUUGUUUGUUCAACCACACUAGUAACACGUGGGGAUCAAGCAACUUGGGGUAACAUACAUUUGUCCCAAGCUGUGUUGAUCCCAACCGACUGGAUAUUUCUUGAAUGUGAUCUCAUGAUAUUGGUCUCUUAAAUUAACAUAACCACCCUUAAGCUAUCUCGUCAAUCACCACAAUUGCGCAGUAUUAAAUUGUAAUAUCAAAUCCAUUUUAAUUGAAUCCUUGACUUCGCGACUUUUAAUAUUUAUAAUAACAUAAAUCCCUCACUCAAUAUUUUUAUUGCUAUACUAUACAAGGUAUUAGUCCUGGAUGCCAAGAUAAUUAUUUCCACGAUUAUGAUUGUCAAUGGUUAGAUAUUACCGAUCUAAUUCCAGGUGAAUAUACAUUUCAAUUGAUUUUAAAUCCAGACUUCUUAGUACCCGAAAUUACUUACAAGAACAAUGCCAUAGAAUGUCGUCUAUCUAUAGGACAUACAAAUCAUCAUUAUGCCGCAUUAUCAAAGUGCCAUUUGGUACAUCCGUAUGAUUUGUGAAAAUUCACAAUUGCACACGGUCACAUACAUAAACAUAUCAGUUUUACUUUGAAAAAACAUCAUAUAAACUAGAUACAUUUAUUAUCCUGUAAUCACAUUAUAAUAUUGAUUCACAUGCAUCAUUGGUUAUGCACCAUGGACAUUUAUAUUAUCAGUAGAAAAUUAAUAAAAUUAUAUCAAGUG